Molecule: messenger RNA, 1258 nt
Organism: Annulohypoxylon truncatum
Lineage: Eukaryota; Fungi; Ascomycota; Sordariomycetes; Xylariales; Hypoxylaceae
Product: dUTP diphosphatase
Exons: 1
Coding region: 426-992 (188 amino acids)
Biological process (GO): dUTP catabolic process; dUMP biosynthetic process
Molecular function (GO): dUTP diphosphatase activity; magnesium ion binding
Source: RefSeq, a predicted model, not a curated record
AUUCAGAAUUUUAAACCCGGAACGCCGUUCAUAUCCAAGAAUAAUAUGUUCUCUGCACGACAUUUCUAUCUGUGACAUAAAGAUGCAACCAUGAUCCCAGCACAGCGUAGGUACCUGCGUACUCCCAACUCGCACAACCCUUGGCGCUGUAGUCCACGAUAAUUGGCCAAUUAGCCCCAUCCCUAACCCGGCGGCGCCCCUCAACGCGUCGGCAGCAAGCCCGCAGCGCGUCCCACCGCCAUAUCCCACUUUCCUUCGCUUGCAACCGCUCUCCGUUCGUUCUUUUUCUUCACCGCAAUUGCAGCCUGCCGAGACCGCAAACACAUUUUCCUCAACCCUACAAACCACCAUUUCAACUUCUUCCCGUACACGAUACGUACACAGCUUUCAUUGCAAACUCGACGAAACCAGACCAGAGACUAGGUAUGACCGCUUCUGCCUCCGUAACCUCACCACCAACAUCACCGCCCGCGAAGCGAGUCAAAACGAGCGAAACCUCAAUCAUGGCCACCUCCAACGCCCCCGCCACCACCACCACUCCCGCCGUCCCAACCCUCGAAGCCUCUCCCCCGCUCCUAAUAAAAAAACUCUCACCCACCGCCAAGCUACCAACCCGCGGCUCCGCCUUCUCCGCCGGCUACGACCUCUACGCCUCACAACCGACCACGAUCCCCGCGCGCGGCAAAGCGCUCGUCGAGACCGACAUAAGCAUCGCCGUGCCGGCCGGCACAUACGGGCGCAUCGCGCCGCGGUCGGGGUUGGCCGCGAAGCACUUCAUCGACACGGGGGCGGGCGUGAUCGACGCCGACUACCGGGGCCCCGUCAAGGUCCUGCUGUUCAACCACGCGGACACCGACUUCGGCGUCGCGGCGGGGGACCGUGUGGCGCAGCUCGUCGUCGAGCGCAUUUAUACGCCUGAUGUCGUGGAGGUGGAGGAGCUGGAGGAGAGCGUGCGUGGUGCUGGUGGGUUUGGGAGCACGGGGACGAAUUGAGCUGGGUUGCAACUUGGUAACCUACUUGUCUAGGUAGCUUUCGGGGACCGGCACAAACCAUAUGGAGGGCUUGAGAGCUAUGUCCUAUAUGUCUAGCGCCUUGUGAUGAGAGUAGAAAAGGGGUGUGCCGGUUAGAGGAUUGGGUCAUGAAAGAAUAUAGAUCAAUCGUGUCGGCUGGCUGCGUUCUUACCCACUUGGGGAUCAACGGGGUAGUGACAGGGUAGCAGAGAUGGCUAGGCUACUUGCUUCCAUUUUCGGCGGCUAGA